AUGUCGCAUUUCCUCAGUUUGUGCCUGCUGUGGCUGGGGUUCCUACUGGUUCCGUUCUCCCGUGAGUUGAACCAAGACGUGGGCUUACGCAGGAAGCUGUGUGGCAGGCACCUGCUGAGAGAAAUACUAGAACUCUGUGGCCACACCAACUGGAGCCACUUCCAUUUUGAGGGAACCCCUUUGGCAGAGUUGAUUUCCGAAGCUUCGCAGAAGGUUGAAGCCUUAAGCACUGAUGACUUGGAAAGCCCCCAAACCCCUUUACCGGUUUGGGAAACAGUCACAAAUCCAGCCUCUACUUCUACCUCUCAAGAAGAAGUAACAAACAAUUGGGAGAUUCAGUCACAGCCUGUGUAUCAGUAUACAAAGAUUGGCUUGUUCCCUGAUAAGACAACAGAAAUUUCCUCAUCACAUGAUGUCAACCCAUCUGUUCAGUCUGUUCAUAAGAGUAUGAAAUUUCAGAAGAAAAGUGGAAGCAAAAUGAAAGCCUUAAGCAAUUUAUUUUGGGGAACUCAUCCCCAAAGAAAACGCAGAGGAUACUCAGAUAAAUGUUGUCUUAAAGGAUGUACAAAAGAAGAACUUGGCAUUGCAUGCCUUCCAUAUAUUCAUUUUUAA
This is a messenger RNA of Castor canadensis (American beaver), 612 nucleotides long. It is a transcript of the gene Insl6, whose product is annotated as insulin like 6. Gene Ontology annotation, molecular function: hormone activity. Gene Ontology annotation, cellular component: extracellular region. Lineage: Eukaryota; Metazoa; Chordata; Mammalia; Rodentia; Castoridae. The record is from RefSeq and is a predicted model, not a curated record.